CGUACUUGUUCGACAGACUAAUAACGGAGUAUACAUCUGCGUUUUCGAUCUGCUAGAGACUUAGCCAUUGCACAUUAUGUUGACUUCGGCCACUUAUCACCUCCUACGUUCACUUUCUCAUGCCCUUCCGAUUCAGUCAUGUCUGUCAACUCCUGACCGAUCUUGAGAGUGUGGUGACCCACGACCCGCCAUACUUGACAAAAACCCGUGAUGAGGAAUUGAAGCGAAAGAUAGAAUACUGGUUUCGAUGUCACCGAAAAGCCAUCGAUCUUGGCGAGGUCGAUGGAGUUGCCCUAUUAUCAACCCUACUUCCUGAGAAAAGAGCCGACAGAGUCUACGGUCUGCAGGAGGCCCGCCUUUGCAAAGUCAUAGCAAGAUGUCUGCGCUUGAACAAAGCAAACACGAAAAUACUCCAGGAUUGGAAGAAAUCUGGACAUGGCGGUCUUGGUGGCUGUGUUCAAAGGAUACUCAAAGAGCUCGACUGUGAACGAAAACCUGGACCACCUGUGACCAUCGAAGAGCUCGAUAUGACGCUGCACACCCUCGCGUCCCGUUGUCGUUUUUCCGACCCUGCAGUGCGCUUGAAUGAUGCUUCGACAUCAGUUGAUGAGCUAAUUGGACAGCUCUUCCGAAGGCUGAAUUCCGUAGAAGCCAAAUGGUUAACUAGAUUGAUCCUGAAAAAUUUUUCUCCAGUCGAAAUCAACUACGACCAAGUAAUAUUUGAGUUUCACUUUCUCCUGCCUGGCCUUUUGCGCUUCCAGGACUCGUUUACGGCCGCCGUCGCACAACUGAGGACUUCCUUUGCACAUUAUCCCUCAAAGCCAAACAACGACAUCCAGCGAGCGGCUUGGACAGCGGCUUCUACCCUUUUCUCACCUGUAAUUGGAGUAAAAGUAGGACGACAGACAUUUGUGAAAGCUAGGUCCAUGCAACAUUGCAUUACUCUUUGCGGCACUCAAGCUUGGAGUGUGGAAAGAAAGUAUGACGGUGAAUUCUGUGAGGUGCACAUUGAUCUUUCUAAAGGCGAGAAUUGUAUACAGAUCUUCUCUAAGAGCAGCAAAGAUUCCACUGCAGACCGCCAUGCUCUCCACGCCACCUUGAAAGAAUGUUUGAGGAUAGGAACACGCCGCUGCGCUUUUCAAAAUCAAUGCAUCUUGGUUGGAGAAGUAGUCGUAUGGUCUGACGCUCAGCAAAGAAUACUCGAAUUUCAUCAUCUACGCAAGCAUAUCUCGCGCUCAGGUGUUUUCCUUGGACGUGAAGAAGAUUCGCAAAUUGAGCCAGGAGAACAUCUUAUGAUCGUUUUUUUUGACAUCAUAUCGCUUGACGAUGAGAUUUUGCUGAGAAAGCCAUACAAGGAGCGCCGUCAGCGUCUGAAAGAGGUGGUGAGAUGCAAGGCAGGAUACGCAAUCACAUCUGAGCGUUCUAUACUCGAUUUUCGACAACCGAAACGAGCCCAAGAUCAGCUAUGCUACCAGUUCGCUGCAGCAUUAGUGAACCGGUGCGAAGGUUUGGUCCUGAAACCCCUGGAUAUGCCGUAUUUUACUAGUGAAGGUGACACGCGAGAGAAUGGCAGAGGAUACGUGAUCAAGCUCAAGAAGGAUUAUCUGCACGAACUUGGCGAAAUGCGUGAUAUAGCAGAUUUUGCUGUUGUCGGCGCAAGUUAUGACCACAAGCUUGUCCCCAAGUCUGGCAUUCGAACUAUAAAAUAUACGACAUUCCACUUAGCAUGCUGUGUCAAUAAGGAGAGAUCUGUAAGGUUUAAAGAACGCCCACGAUUUCGGGUCAUUGGAGUAAUUGAUGCCAAUCAAUGCAUUCCUCAAACCGAAUUACAAGCACUAAACAGCUACUUCAAAUUUCACCAACUACCAACAGCAACAGCUCCCUUCAGCAACCCUGAAGCGCGUCCAAUCACAUUCGAUUUGGAGUCUGAACGUUGCUCCAGAACACAGAUCGAUUCUUUGCUCACAGAGCCUUGCGUAGUGGAGGUGCUUGGGAGCGGCUUCGUGAGGUCACCAAAUGCAGGCUAUUAUACGCCCAGACACCCUCGGAUUUUAAAAUUGCACUUGGAUCGUGGCUGGCAAGACGCUUGCACGUUCCAAGAGCUGCAAGAAAUGGCCGAGUCUCAAAGGCUUCCCGCAGAGAACGAGUCGCAGGAAAUAUUAGAUCUUUUGAAAAAGCUGCAAGGUAAAUUUCAACGUAAAGUCGAACGGGAGUGCUCUACACCAUCCUCCUUCCGGAGUAGGAAGUUGCCUAGCAGUUUCAGCACCAUACAUCCUGGGCAGCAUAGUUCUUCACCUUCACCAUCAUCAUUAAUAAGACAAAACACGGAAAGAACGAAAGAGACUCGAGUUAAUUUCAGGACGAACAGAAACGGAGAUUCGGCAAAAAAUUCAGGCGUAGUUGCGCGCGAAAUUCUCGAAAGCCGCGAUGACAAUUCGAAGGAAGACGGUUUACGGCCCAGGACUCCAACCUGUUCUAUGACAACAGAGCUUUCCAGCGGAUUUGUUUCGAAACGUCCAGCUUCCGGCUUUUGGGUAUCCUCAGUUGAUAAGCGCCAAAAGUCGACUAAACCAGCGAGCAUUGUCACUUCCAAUGCUGGGGCUUUAUCGCCCGUAGAUAGGAACGUUGUUUUCCGCUCGUCAUUCAGUCAGCAGAAUUUCUCGAGGGUGCGGUCUCGUGGUAGUAGAAUUGAAUCUUGUGGGGAAACUCACAAGGGGCUUAGUUCUCAACCUAUGGCAGUAAUGACUCCACUUUGCCGCAAUGAGAGUUGUCCGCUCUCUAAGUCCAUGAUAUUUCUAUCCCCCUGUGUCCAAGGCUUUCAUUGGGUCAGCGAUACUCUGCUAAAGUGGCACGGGUCGAAGCAAGUUCUCUCACUCGCACAGUGGAGUGCCGACGACAACACGACGCAGCAAUGCAGUCGGGCACUACGAGAAAAUUUAACCACUUUUGCGCACCAUAAGCUUGUGCUGGUGGAGACUAAUCGACUUGACGCCACGUUUCAAUGCGUCAGCGAAGUGAAAAGCCUCAGGGUGCGAGAUCCGGUGCUUUUUUUCGAUUGGCGCAUCCUGGAAGACUUGUGGGCGUUUGAGAUCGAAGAGCAUCAAGCAGAGGGCCGCGUUAGAGAGGAGAUACUGGAGAGAAGAUAUUUUGGGCUAACAUGCUGGUCAGCAGACAAAGUCGUAUUUUGGCACAAGGACCUUGUCAAGAUGCCGACGGAAUGGCUGGACACGUGAGUGAGACAAGCGCGCUGACAAUGGCUACCAUAUCAUUGGCAAGGACGAUGGGCUGUAGUCCGGUACAUAUAACGGCUUUGUUUUCGGAUUAAUGUUUCUGAGAACGGGGCUGCCAUGUCUGUAGAGGAAUGCAUUCGAAGCCUUGGACGUCGGACAACUUUGUGGGACAAGGGAGAAGAUGCAGACGGAAGAAGGAAGGAAAGGAAAGAGAUUCGCCCAAAAUCGAUACC
Molecule: messenger RNA, 3463 nt
Organism: Verruconis gallopava
Lineage: Eukaryota; Fungi; Ascomycota; Dothideomycetes; Venturiales; Sympoventuriaceae
Exons: 1
Coding region: 120-3233 (1037 amino acids)
Biological process (GO): nucleotide-excision repair, DNA gap filling; DNA recombination; double-strand break repair via nonhomologous end joining
Cellular component (GO): DNA ligase IV complex
Molecular function (GO): DNA binding; ATP binding; DNA ligase (ATP) activity
Source: RefSeq, a predicted model, not a curated record